GCCUGACACAGGCCACGCGCCGCGCUAGGGUUUUCCUCCUCGGCCGCGGGCUCGGGAUCUCGCGCCGCAAUGCAGCAUCCGCGCCGCUGAUCCCGGGGCCCGCCUGCUUCCUUCCUUCCGCGAACGCCGCCUCUGCUGCAGCGGGCGGCCGCCAUGGCGCGGCGCCACGGGUGGCAGCUCCCCGCCCACACCCUGCAGGUGGUGGCUAUAACUGUGUACUUCUUGCUUUGUAUAGCGUUCUAUGCUUUCUUCUCUCCAUUUCUGGGGAAGGACGUGUAUCAGUAUGUCGCUGUGGGUGUUUAUAGUUUUCUGGCCUUAUCUGUGCUGAUCCUAUAUGUUAGAUGUACUGCGAUUGAUCCUGCUGACCCUGGCAUCCUGAUUUCCAUGGACGGUACUCUAAUUUAUAAAUCAGAAGCACAUACAGACGCUCAAGACGAAGGUGGCAAGUCAGGAUCGAGAAACAGCGAGGAUAUCCCUAAGCAUAAAUCGUGCUUAUGUAGGGUUUGUUUUUGUUGCGCUAUUUUUACUAUAGAGGAUUGUCGCAAAGAGGAUGAAGUUAACCAACAAGAGGAUUAUGGUGAAGAGGCACUCUUUUGCACCCUUUGCAAUGCGGAGGUGCGAAAACAUAGUAAACACUGUAGAAGUUGCGAUAAGUGCGUUGAUGGCUUUGAUCAUCACUGCCGGUGGCUGAACAACUGUGUUGGAAGAAAAAACUAUAUCACAUUCUUAUGCCUUAUGGCUGUGAGUCUUGCUUGGCUCGCCGUUGAGUGUGGAGUUGGUAUUGCUGUUUUUGUUCGUUGCUUCACUGAUAAGACAGCCAUAGAAGAUCAGAUUGGAGAAAAGCUGGGUUAUGGCCUUUCACGAGCACCCUUUGCAACCAUUGUGGCCCUGGGUACAGCUCUUUCGAUGCUUGCUUCAGUGCCGCUAGGAGAGCUAUUUUUCUUCCAUAUGAUAUUGAUCCGGAAGGGCAUCACAACUUAUGAAUAUGUUGUGGCCAUGAGGGCUCAGAGUGAUCCACCUGGACCUUCUGUCCAUGAUGAUCAGCAGAGCUUGGCAUCUUCUCCAAUGAGUUCUGCACCAACUGCUUUUAGUGGGAGCUCAUUUGCACGGCACUACAAAGGCGCAUGGUGCACUCCCCCUCGUAUCUUCAUUGACCAGGAUGAAAUCAUCCCACACCUGGAACCUGGACGAGUUCCUUCAACUGUUGAUCCUGAUACCACAGACCCCGCUGAAAGAGCCAAAAAUCAUCCUAAACGUCCAGUCCGCAUCAGUGCGUGGAAGCUUGCAAAGUUGGACUCAAAUGAGGCCAUGAAAGCAGCAGCAAAAGCAAGAGCCUCUUCAUCGGUGCUGAAACCGAUCAAUACCCGCAACCAGUAUGAGGCAGACAGUGAUAACCUCAGCAGCAGAAGCAGUGUCAUAAGUGCUGAUACUGGGCACCACAGAUAUCCUCCGUCUGGCGGUAAUUCACAGUACAAGCCCUCUUAUCCACCCAGCAGAGCAAGUGCAGAUGACAUCGAGCUGUAUCCUCGGACACCGAGCAGCUUCCAGAGCAACUCGCGUACUCCAACUCCGUUAGCCGAGCACCAUCCCUCCAAGCAUUUCAACCCAAUCUAUCAGACGUCAGCAAACAGGUCUCCAUUCUCAGUGAGAGCCAGCGUCAACGAAGCGCCUGUCACUGAAACCAGCAACGCCAGGAGGUCCUACCCCCCACCACAAGCAGAAAGAUCUCUGCGGUCAUCUGUUUACUGGGAUCAGGAAGCAGGCAGGUUCGUGUCCGCUCAGGCAAACCAGGGAUCCAGCUCUCGCUCAGGCCGCCCUGACCUUCUGUACACCGGGCAGUCUAUAUUCUUUGGCGGACCUCUAAUUACAGAUCCUGCAGCGAGAAGUUUCAGAGACCCCGGGGGUUCUAGCCAACGGUCUGCCGGGCCUCGGCCGCACCAGCUCCCGGUGUUUGUUCCCAGUGACCCCCAGAAAGAUCAGCUCUCCAAGUUACCAUGAAACAAACAGUUACCCUUUUUGGAGUAGCCUUCAGAAACACAUGUUUCUCCGCUCGGUUAUUUAAUGUAUAGUUCUUAGCUCUUACAUCUGACAAAUUGUAGGUCAUGAUUUUUUGUACCCAGUCGAUGGAAAUUGAGGUUGCUCUAGGCAUCGGCAACCUUUUAACACCAAGUCAUGGAAGUGAUGAGGAGUCCUAUUUCUAGUUCUUGGUACUAGUGAAGUGAUAAGGAUGUUCUGGUCACCAUUAGCUUGACCAGAACAUGCCGACAACUACAAAUGCGAAAAAUCUAUUGGCUAAUCUGGAUCGAUUUUCCCCUAUCUGA
Panicum hallii is the source of this 2321-nucleotide messenger RNA. Its product is annotated as protein S-acyltransferase 21-like. Gene Ontology annotation, cellular component: endoplasmic reticulum; Golgi apparatus. Gene Ontology annotation, biological process: peptidyl-L-cysteine S-palmitoylation; protein targeting to membrane. Gene Ontology annotation, molecular function: protein-cysteine S-palmitoyltransferase activity. Lineage: Eukaryota; Viridiplantae; Streptophyta; Magnoliopsida; Poales; Poaceae. The record is from RefSeq and is a predicted model, not a curated record. Bases 154 to 1998 code for a protein of 614 amino acids. The transcript is spliced from 10 exons.